Molossus molossus (Pallas's mastiff bat) is the source of this 597-nucleotide messenger RNA. Its product is annotated as 60S ribosomal protein L32-like. The transcript has 2 exons. Gene Ontology annotation, molecular function: structural constituent of ribosome. Gene Ontology annotation, cellular component: ribosome; cytosolic large ribosomal subunit. The record is from RefSeq and is a predicted model, not a curated record. NCBI's taxonomy places the organism in Eukaryota, Metazoa, Chordata, Mammalia, Chiroptera, Molossidae. The coding region runs from base 1 to 597 and encodes 198 amino acids. Gene Ontology annotation, biological process: translation.
AUGCGACUCAAGUGCACCCCUAGAAAAUUUGCUCAGACUCUGCAGAUAUCCAAAACACAAACUCUAAAACUGACAUGGGAAGUAGUGCCUCCAAGGCUGGAAACUCCCAGACUCCAGCCCCCAUUAAUACUCCUGGUCCUCUUCCUCGGCGCUGCCUACGGAGCUGGCAGCGAUCUUCUACUCGGCACCACGGCUGCCCUCAGAUCCCUCGUAAAACCCAAGAUUGUCAAAAAGAGGACCAAGAAGUUCAUCCGGCGCCAGUCAAACCAAUAUGUCAAAAUUAAGCAGAACUGGCGGAAACCUAGAAGUAUUGACAGUAGAGAGCGCAGAUGGUUCAAGGGCCAGAUCUUGAUGCCCAACAUUGGUUAUGGGAGCAACAAGAAAACAAAACACAUGCUGCCCAGUGGUUUUCGUAAGUUUCUGGUCCACAACGUCAAGGAGCUUGAAGUGCUGCUGAUAUGCAACAAAUCUUACUGUGCUGAGAUUGCUCUCAAUGUCUCCUCAAAGAACCACAAAUCCAUUGUGGAAAGAGCAGCCCAGCUGGCCAUCAGAGUCACCAAUCCCAAUGCCAGGCUGCACAGCGAAGAAAAUGAAUAG